This is a messenger RNA of Photinus pyralis (common eastern firefly), 1926 nucleotides long. Its product is annotated as esterase FE4-like. Lineage: Eukaryota; Metazoa; Arthropoda; Insecta; Coleoptera; Lampyridae. The transcript is spliced from 9 exons. The coding region runs from base 135 to 1835 and encodes 566 amino acids. The record is from RefSeq and is a predicted model, not a curated record.
UUCGUAAUUGAAUUUAUGGCUUACUUUACGACGUACUGUUUAUCUUAUGGCAGGUUAUCUCCUUGACAGGUGGUUAUAUUCAGCGACAACUUGAAUUUACUACGUUUGUUUUGUGGUAGUGAUCAAGACAGAAAAUGUGGACACUCCUUGUUUUACUAGUGCAAGUAGGAUUUAUCCUAUGCAAAUCGAGCGAAAGUUCUGGUAGCUCGAGUUCGGAGGAAGAUCACAUCUCGAUACCCCCUCCACAUGUCACAACGCAGCACGGAACAAUAAAGGGACUGGCCGACAAAACUUAUAAGGGCGAAACCUUUUAUUCCUUUAAAGGAAUUCGAUACGUGGAAGCACCCGUUGGCGACCUACGAUUUAAGGCCCCCGUACCUGUGAAGCCAUGGACGGGUGUGUACGACGCCAGUUACGAUAGACCCGCCUGCCCGCAACCGGCGUCGUUUCCAACCGACGAGGAUUGUCUCUUCCUGAACGUCCACACGAGGAAGCUUCCAAAAAGGGGAAAGAACCCCAAGUAUCCGGUUAUACUGUACAUACACCCUGGAAGUUUCACCACGCGUUCCGGUAACACCGCCAUGGUGGGACCGCAUUAUUUGCUAGAGAGAAAAGUUGUUUUGGUCACAAUAAAUUAUAGGUUAUCCGCACUAGGGUUUUUGAGUACUGGAGAUGAGCUGUCACCUGGUAACUACGGAAUGAAGGAUCAAGUGGAGGCCAUGCGAUGGAUAAAGGAGAACAUUGCGGCGUUCGGAGGCGAUCCCGAUUGUGUUACGCUGGCAGGUUACAGCGUUGGAGGGGUCAGCGCAGCCCUCCAUCUAACGUCGCCAAUGUCGCGAGGUCUGUUUCACCGGGUUAUGAUAAUGAGCGGUUCCGCAUUCGGAAACGGAAUUAUGCCCCGCGACCAACUCGACUUGGCUAAAAGGCAGGCGCGUAUAGUUGGAUGUCCCGAUGAUAAUAAUGGGGACAUGAUGAAAUGUCUUAAGAAUGCUUCGGCUGAAGCUUUAGGAAACUCGCUGGAGCAGUUUCGGGUGUUCGGUACCGAUCCCCAGUUCUUCUGGCAGUUUGUGUUAGAGCCAGAUUAUGGACAAGAAAGGUUUCUCAUAGAACACCCAUUGAUUUCCAUACAGAAGGGGGACAUUGCUGAUGUACCCAUCAUGACUGGGGUCACACACGAUGAGCUCCUCUUUCUGGCGUACCCUACUGUAACCAAUGAGACUGCUCUUGAGGUGUUCAACCGGGACGCCAAUAAAAUCUUCCCUUACUCUUUUUACUACGAGAGGGGAUCGGAUGCAAUAACUGCCGAGCUCCAAAAGUUCUACUUUAACAAUAAACCCGUCAGCUCAAAUUCGUUGGAGCCGCUAGGCCAGUUGUACGCUGACGCGCUCGCCGGAUUUGCAGUAAACCGAGGCGCUCAGUUACUGUCGAAAGUGCUCAAAAACAAGGUUUACUACUACAUAUUUACCUACAAGGGAAGUUAUAGCCAUUUCACUCCGGAGAGUGGCGCUAAAUAUGUGGUGCACUUCGACGAUCAACUUUACGUGUUCUGGAACUCGCUUAGCUUUCCAAAGUUCACCAAACGCGAUCCGGAUGCUACCAUGGUAAAGAAACUGACCACUUUGUACGCCAAUUUCGCGUAUUACGGAAAUCCCACGCCCAAGGAAAGCAAGAAACUGGAUCAGGUCAUAUGGACACCAUUUACAGAGCAGAAUAAGUUGUAUCUGGACGUUGGCGAUCGGUUGACGAUGAAAUCGGAUAUUUUCCCCGAGAGAUACGCGAAGUGGAGGGAGUUAUUCCCGUUACCAAGUGCUAACGACAGAACCGCUGUUGCAUAAUCUUGCUACUCUUAAGUAAUGAAAUGUUUGCUAGCAUCAUUAUUCGUAUUUUUUUAAAGUAAAUGUGAAUAAAUAAAUUGUUCUCUCAUCU